Molecule: messenger RNA, 1494 nt
Organism: Arabidopsis thaliana (thale cress)
Lineage: Eukaryota; Viridiplantae; Streptophyta; Magnoliopsida; Brassicales; Brassicaceae
Product: Pyruvate kinase family protein
Exons: 1
Coding region: 1-1494 (497 amino acids)
Biological process (GO): glycolytic process
Cellular component (GO): chloroplast stroma
Molecular function (GO): potassium ion binding; magnesium ion binding; phosphotransferase activity, alcohol group as acceptor
Source: RefSeq, marked reviewed
AUGGAGAUGUUACUUGGUGGACAAGCAACCAAUGGAGCUCUUCGUUCAAAGACGAAGAUAGUUUGUACUCUUGGACCAGCUUCAAGAUCGGUGGAGAUGAUUGAGAAGCUUCUCAAGGCUGGUAUGAACGUAGCCCGGUUCAAUUUCUCCCAUGGUUCUCACUCUUACCAUCAAGAAACUCUCGAUAAUCUCAGAACCGCCAUGGACAACACUGGUAUCCUCUGCGCCGUCAUGCUCGACACAAAGAGUCCUGUGAUACGAACCGGGUUUCUCAAAGAAGGCAAACCGAUACAGCUAAAGCAAGGUCAAGAGAUCACCAUCUCAAUUGAUUACAAGAUACAAGGAGAUUCCAACACUAUCUCCAUGAGCUACAAGAAACUUGCAGAGGAUCUCAAACCUGGUGACGUGAUCCUUUGUUCAGACGGAACAAUCUCUCUAAAUGUCUUGUCCUGUGACAAGUAUCUCGGUCUUGUUCGUUGCCGAUGCGAGAACUCUGCUCUUCUUGGAGAAAGAAAAAACGUUAAUCUUCCUGGAAUUGUAGUUGAUCUCCCAACACUCACUGAGAAAGAUAAAGAAGAUAUUAUGCAAUGGGGAGUUCCGAACAAAAUCGACAUUAUCGCUCUCUCUUUUGUUCGUAAAGGAUCUGACCUAAUCCAAGUAAGGAAAUUACUUGGAGAGCACUCAAAGAGCAUCAUGCUUAUGUCAAAGGUGGAGAAUCAAGAAGGAGUAAUGAAUUUCGAUAAGAUCCUGGAGAAUUCUGAUGCUUUCAUGGUGGCUAGAGGAGAUCUUGGGAUGGAGAUACCAAUCGAAAAGAUGUUUCUUGCUCAGAAAACAAUGAUCAACAAGGCUAAUGCUCAUGGGAAACCAGUGGUCACAGCCACACAGAUGCUUGAAUCCAUGACAGUCUCUCCUCGCCCGACUAGAGCUGAAGCUACCGACGUAGCAAACGCGGUUCUUGACGGGACAGAUUGCGUUAUGCUUAGCGGAGAAACUGCUGCUGGAGCUCACCCUGAGACUGCCGUGUUAACAAUGUCAAGGAUCUGCAAAGAAGCAGAGGAUUUCAUAGAUUACGACAUUCUCCACAAGAAAACCCUAGGAAUGGUUUCGUUACCGUUAUCUCCAAUCGAGAGCUUAGCUGCUUCAGCUGUUUCGACUGCGCGGAGUGUUUUCGCGUCCGCGAUCGUUGUUCUCACUAGAGGCGGUUACACGGCGGAGCUUGUGGCUAAAUACAGGCCAAGCGUUCCGAUUCUGUCGGUGAUUAUGCCAGAGAUUGCUGAAUGCUCGGACUCGGUAGCUCAUGUGGCGAGACGUGGUUUGAUUUACCGUGGGAUUAUUCCGGUGGUGGGAUGUUCAGCUAGAGAUUCAACGGAGGAGAUGAUUAGAUUAGCUAUAGGAUUUGCCAAGACGAAGGGAAUUUGUAAGACUGGAGAUUCCAUUGUGGCUUUGCACAAGAUUGAUGGUUCAUCUAUUGUCAGGAUAGUGAGCGUCGAGUAA